UUCUCGAGACAACAGAAACGGUUUUGACCAUGAACGCAGUGCACGUGUAUGCAGUGUGCGCUGGAUUCUUGAGGCGUGCGCACGUGAAUUCUUGAAGCUUUUCAGUGUAGCUUCCUUGUACGAAAGAAUUGGAAUUUUUGAAUUGCAAAAUCGGAACCUUUGGGGUUCUGAUGGGGGGUUGGGCAAGAUGGGCCCAGUCAGCGAGGAUAACAUUCCAUCCUCAACCCAGACUAUAAAUGUCUCACGAACCGUGCAGUCAACCGAUCUGUUCACUCCAUACAGAGAGCCAAGAGUUACAUUGCCAACUAUUGGGACAUUCCAGCAAGACGCGCUACCGUUUGGCGGGAAGUACUGGGGCGGACCCUUGACGGAGUAUGGCGGGAUCGGAGACUUGGCUUUCAUUGGUCGGCAGCGAGUGAGAGAUUUGGAAGUUACCAGAAGUCAUAGACAUUACCGGAGUGGAUUCAGCAAAUAUUUGGCCGAAAUUCAACCGUAUCGACUGACACAACUUCACCUCAGCGAGUGCCGAAUCAAUGAUCAGAUACUUCCACCUCCACUUCAAACAGACAUCAGCGGGCUUAAUUGGCAGCGAGAGGACCCCUGGCCCAACAGCCAAGCUUACGGGACUCACCGCUCAAUAUUCGAGGUCUUCCCUUCUAUCAAACCAGAACCAUCGCAGCAAGACCGAGAGUCAGCGUGUAAUUUCAGGAGCUUCAAAGCACAGCCGCUUGGAAAGGCGACCCAGAAGGCACUUCUUGAUCUCAACAAGAAACUCUAUCAGACGACACGUUACGUGGAUUCAUACCGCAACUACUGUUCCUGCCAAAAACUCGACCAGCCGAUGCCAGACGUGCCUGAUUCAGAAGACGGCACUGAUGCAGGACAGACAAAUGACGCAGAUGAUGAAGACGAUACUGAGGACAGUGAAGAUGAGGAGAAAGAAAACGAAGAAGUAUCAGAUGAAGAAACAAGGGAUGGUGUCAAAGAUGCUCCUGACAAGUCAGAAUCUAAUUCGAGUCUCCUCAAGAAAACUUCCACCAAGAGCGUUACCUUCAAUGACGCCCCACAGAUCAUGGACGAAACUUUUCAUCAAAUGAAGGUCAUACCGAAUAAACCAAUGGCAGGCGUCGGUCCACGCUGGCCUCCUGGUGACAGUUACGUCAUCGAUAGCAUCAAUGGUUGUCAGUUGGUCGAACGAGCCGAUAUUACCCAAUCACAGCCUGCGUACUAUGGCGUUACGGGACCAACCGCAGAAACGAAACCACCGCGACUUCUGUCUGCCAGAGCUAGACUUGCCAAACAAUUCAAGGGCAACCUUGCUCAUGGUCAGGGCAGAGGGCGCGCUCCUACCUUAGUUGCCUCCCUGAAAUCACAAGAUGCGUUUUUGAAAGAGAGAAUGCCAAAGUUACAUCAUGCAGACGGGCAGCAUUAUUCAACCAAUCAGAGACAAGAUGGCACUGCGUCGGCCAAUGGGAUUGCAUCUUGUUGCCGAGCAACUGACGUAGUGAAGAAUUCAGGCAUCAAACUUCCCGUGGUUCGGACCAAUCAGACCAUUGACCAACCCUUUCUUAUACCACCGAGCUUCCGUAAACCAUCGCUGGUACUGCCACCAGCUCCAUUGGCUGAUUGCCUACCAACCACUGGUUCCCGUACUCCACAUAAACUUGGCCUCCGAUACAAGUCAGAAGCACACAAACGGUACCAUUUAAUGUAUCCCGACAACAUACCUGACCUCAGAACCAACCGAAAAGAAGGGAAGAAGUAUUUUUUCUGUAACUUUCACUCCUCAGUUUUUAGAGGAUAAUUUUCAUCAAUGCGCGCUCUGGAACAUAAAAAACAGUUAUGAGUCCUUAAUACAAACAGUUAAUUUUGGUAAGAAUCUAUAAUUAUUAUUGAUAAAUCAAAACCAAGAGCGCUGGGCGUUAUUCAAAGCAUCCCCAUCCUUUUAAAACGGCAUCGGAUAGAGGGCGCCAUACUGAACAACCACAACAUUUAAGAAGACUUAUCAAACAACAGAGGGCGCAAUUCCUAAUGCAAAAAAUCGCUCUCUGCAAGAGUAGAGGGCGCCAUACUGAACGACCACAAAUUUUAAGAAGAAUUAUCAAUCAACAGAGGGCGCCAUUAAUAUUGUAAAAAUAAUACGCUCUGGCUCUGCUAUACAAGUCUAAUUAAACUAGUUUAAAAAUAUAUAUAAUAAAUUGCAGUUUCAAAGAGCCCUGUGAUAUUGUUCAUAAUUGAGUACUUUUUACUUUUUGCGGUUUUUGUAAUCUUGGUAUGGUGUAUAUUGAGAGAACAUUUAAAUUUGAUACAGUAUAAAAUAUACCAGCUUCAUCCCAAAACUUAUCACGCACUUUGGGCAAUUUUAUUUAUUUAUUUUGAACAAUAUUAUGUCCCUAAGUACAUUCUGCUUCUUUUAGGACCAGACCUUUGAAACACAAUUACCGUCAUCAUUUGAAAAACAGCAUCUUCAAAAUUUAGGAUUAAAUCAAGAUGAAUUAUUUUUUAAAGUUUUAAUCAAUUUAUAUAGUCUUUUUAUGUGUACAGAUACUUAUUGUUCGAUCUACUUGUCAAUUGUCUUAUCUGUUGCCAUGAAUGUAGGCAUUGUAAAUUUGAUAUUCCAGUCAUGCAUUGCCUUGGUCUUAAUAAUGGGGGUGGUUUGUUUGGUUUUCUAAGAGCAAUAUUUUUUUCGAUGGGAUUGGGUAUUUUCUUUAUGAACAUGCAUAUGUUUCUGUUUUCUUUGUACUUGAUUGCAUUUUAGGGAGAGCCCCCAGAAAGUGAUUAAGUUCGCUUUUGGCAAUCCUUCAGGGAUGUUAUCAAUAUUUUUAUUAAUUUUUUUUUGUUCUUUGUAUUUUUGUUACACUGGCUUGUUACCUUAAAUGUUUGUAUUGUAUUCUGUGUUUACGUGUGUGUUCUUACCUGAGAAAUAAUAAAUGAAAUGAAUGAAAAUCUCA
Molecule: messenger RNA, 2951 nt
Organism: Patiria miniata (bat star)
Lineage: Eukaryota; Metazoa; Echinodermata; Asteroidea; Valvatida; Asterinidae
Exons: 8
Coding region: 188-1804 (538 amino acids)
Cellular component (GO): centrosome
Source: RefSeq, a predicted model, not a curated record